Messenger RNA from Aureobasidium musti, 1560 nucleotides. Lineage: Eukaryota; Fungi; Ascomycota; Dothideomycetes; Dothideales; Saccotheciaceae. The record is from the annotation of a GenBank genome assembly.
AUGAGGUUCUGUUCCAUCCUUGCCAUUCUUGGUGCUUUCUCAACCUCAAAUGCGCUGCUCACAAUCAAGAACAAUGAUUGUGUGACAUUCCUUCGUAACCUCUCACUUCCGGGAAACACUACGAUCACGAAUGCGACCCAUCACCAAGCUCACACUGUCAACGUCACCAAUGGAGCACAGAACAUCUACAACAAAUAUGCUUUCUGCGAGGUCGAUGGUACAGUCUCGUACGGCAGAAAUUCAACUUUGCACUUCUCGGUCUAUCUUCCAGAUGCCCUGUCCUACAGUGGCAGUUUCAUGGCCGUGGGGAACGGCGGUAUGGCUGGAACAUUGGACACAGUAGCUCUAAUGCAACAACUAAACUCUGGUUUUGCCUCUGCAGCCGGUGACGCAGGUCACCUCGCCAGUGUCAACAAUGCAGGUUCAGGAGCCCCGGAUACUUACAUACCUUACCUACACAACCCAGAUGAAGUCCAAGCGUGGAUUCAUAACGCUAUAUCUCUCUUCGUGCCAUCCACCAAAGCCAUCAUCAAAGCUUACUACAACAAAGCAGCUGAGUAUAGCUACUAUACCGGUUGCUCAACUGGAGGAGCACAAGGCUUUGCGUUGGCGCAAUUCCAUCCAGAGCUUNUUGACGGGAUUAUUGCUGGGUGUCCUGGGAACUGGUACUCGCAUCUUGCUCUCUCGUUCUUGUGGAAUGCGCAACAUGCAGUGCAGAACACAUCCUCCUAUCUCUCGCAGGAGGUUCUGAAUUUUACUGGGAAAGCAGUGCUGGAAGCUUGUGAUGUCGAUGAUGGUGUCAAAGAUGGAGUCAUCGAAAAUCCUCUGAAUUGCAACUUCACCAUCGACUCGUUGGCUUGCAAUGCCACCACCGCGUCUCGCAAUAACAGCAGUAUAUCCUGCCUUACCGCCAAUCAAAUCACAGCCGCAAAAGCAAUUUACUCUGGUCCCAAGAACGCCAAAACCGGAGAGUCUUUAUAUCCCGGAUUUGCACAUGGCUCAGAGAUCCAAUGGAUACUCCAAGAAGGCGACCUCGCCGAUGCCUUCUCAAUCCCAAUCCUCCAGAACCUAGUCUACGACAAUCUGACUUACGACGCAAGCACCUUCAACUGGGCAAGUGACGUGACCACCCUCAACACCAACGCUGGAGCCAAAAUUGACGCCAUAAGUACCAAUUUGACUGCUUUCCGCAACAGAGGUGGGAAACUCCUGGUCUACCAAGGCUGGUCCGAUCCCCUGAAUGCGCAAUUAUGGCCACUCCAGCAUUACGAAGACGUGCAGUCGUUCUUCGGAACCGACAUCUCGGACUUUUAUAACGUGUUUAUGGUGCCGGGAGGUGGACACUGCGGUGCUGCGAGUUUUUAUCCUCAGGUGCCUGCGACAUAUCAUACUGUCUCUGCAUUGAUGAAUUGGGUAGAGCGGGGGCAGGAGCCUCAAGAAGUAUUAACCACUGAUCCAGCUGAUGGAGAGACAAGGAGUAGGAAGCUAUGCGCUUGGCCGAGGGCUGCGGUGUAUGUGCAAGGUGAUGUAGAUGAUUGGACGUCAUAUGUUUGUGAAUAG